CAGUGGCGCCAUUGGCGCACAGCUCACCGGUUGUUUGGGGUAGUAAGGCAGUGGUGAACUGCUGAAGACCACCCUUGCGACUUGGGGACUUGGGGACUUCACUUCGCCACCUGCCCCCGCAUGGAGUAAUGGAGUCAGAAGCCGUGGGUCCCUGUCGCAUCUGCUGGGAUUCGGAGAAUGUGGAGGACUUCUUCCAGCCCUGCCUUUGUCGCGGCACGCAGCAGUGGGUGCAUCGUUCCUGUUUCGCUCACUGGACGCGAGUGGCGCCCACUGCCGCGCUCUUGUGUCCCACCUGCGGAUACCGGUAUCGCCGUGGCAUCAUUAGUUCGUGGCAGGUCCUAUUUGUCACGGCCAAGGAAGCCUCGCGUUGGCUCGCCCUCCUUGUCUAUUUCUGCGUCACCCGGACGUGCGCGAGGCGGCCGACUGAGAUGCCAUCACGGUGUGGACGAAAAGACAUUAAAAUUAUGGCAUCAACUCGGAGAUACCUACAGAGAGGACGAUCUACAAGCAUCUCCUCACAGAUGCGCGAGAUGGGCGGCCCUUUUCCUUCAAUCUCUUUUGGCCAGCAGGCCUUGAGCGUGACCUUGAAACGCCUGGUGCGCGCGCGGCGGAUUCGUUUGCCGCUGCUGUUUCCGCCGCCGGUGCAGAUCCCGGAGGCCACGCAGGAGUUCGCCAUGCAGCUUUUUUGCGCAUCCACCUUGAGACUGGGUGAGGUGCUCCUGAUCCUCCGACGCCGCACGGGUACUGCAGCUGCUGUGCGAGGUCUCUUUGAUUGGAUGGUGAACGUCUAUGCCAUCCUGUAUUUGCUCCAAGAGCUGCUUCUGAGCGCACAACGCUGUGCCAGAGACAGUACUCAAGUCUUGGCCUUCAAGACCUGCUGAGACCGGUGAAGCACCGGCCUCCGGCUCGAAAGGGUGACUGGGUGAAUUCCUUUUUCGAGCGUAGCCCCCAGGUGUCGAUGAGCUGGCUCAGCUCUUGCUGUAUUCUUGUGAGGGCAUAUGAUUGCAUCAAGGUCAUGAUAGACUAGCCUGGGGGCAUCCCCCUAACAUCCGCUCGCCUCUAUUGAUGGAGCGGAGGCCAGGCCAGGGCCGGUUGCUGUAGUUGCCGGUAGUUCGAUGACCAAAAUGGACAUCAUCUCUUUCGCUGGGCGUGGAUUCAGUCCUAAUCCUUUGACAUUUGUUGCAGAGUCGC
Molecule: messenger RNA, 1191 nt
Organism: Durusdinium trenchii
Lineage: Eukaryota; Dinophyceae; Suessiales; Symbiodiniaceae
Source: the annotation of a GenBank genome assembly